GCAACCCCGUGACUUGCGACCAACGGUAGCGAGGCAUUUUAAACUGUAGUUUAACUGGUUUAAACUGGUUUAUACUGGUUUUAAACUGAUUUAUACUACCAAGGUUUCACUCGCAGACAUCACGAUAACCGCGACAUGUCUCGAGUUCAAGCUGAAAGCGUCAUUAAAACUAUAAUACGUGAGAUCGCGCAGCAGUGUGCGAGUAAAGGACAGUCGGUGUCGGAAACGCUCGCUGCGUUCAUGGUGAAAUGUGUCGUAUUGGACCCCAGGAAUCAUUUUAACGUCGACAGGACACUUACCAAGCAAGAUAUCCAGAAACUCAUCGAGCUGUGUGUAGACAGGCUACUGGACCAGAGCAGCCCUGCACUGGACACCAUCAAAAUGCAGAUUUACUUUGACAUGAAUUACACCACGCGACGCGAGUUCGCGGAGGAACACCAGAGGGCGCGGAAGACGCGUCUGCAGACCGCCUGCCGCGAGGUCACGGACAGCAGAGCCAAGACCCGCGAGGACCUGGUGGAGCUCUACCGAAAAGUGGUCGGUUACGUCCUGCUGCACUCCGGCGUCGGAGCCGCCUCCAACAUCCGUAACGUCCGGGAGGCCACGGCUGCGCUGCAGAGUGUGUUCCCACAGUCAGACUUGGCCUCCUUCAUGUCUCUGCCAAAACAGAACAAAGAGCAGCAGCUAAACAAACUCAGCGCCGUCGUCACCGGAAUCCGUCUCUUCAACAAGGACGGCGAACACGGGGGACAGGACAUAGACGACCUGCCUGGCGUGCUGAACGACGCUCUGCCCACCAUCAGCAGAGACAUAGAGGCAGAGCUGAAAGGGACCCAGCAGUUAGCCUGGCAGUACACCGCCCUGCUGGAGAGCCUGUCCGGACCCGACGCCGACCGCGCGGUUCGCCCCGACCUGCUCAGAGAGGCUCUGUACAACGUGCGGCAACAUGAAGCCUUCCUCAAACUCCUACUGGCUGACGUCACCCUGUGCGCGACUCAGGUGGAGGCUUUACAGACAGCGCUCGCGGCGAGGAUGAGGCUGCUGAAGACCACCGUCCACUCCAAGUCUGCCGUGCCAACCUCCCAAGUGUUCCCUCAUUUCACGGUGCUGGCCAAUCUGUGGGCGGAGCUACAGGAAGAGCUGCUGCUACUGAGCAUGCUCAGUGGCCUGGCUUCGAGCCUGAGGCCUUUCCUAUCAGCCCAGCCCAGCGAGCUCGAGCGGCUUCUGCAGGGGGUCGUGGUCAAAACGGAUCUGGAACGAGCUGAGGAGAGCGCAGGGGAGCGGGUCGAUCCGGACGAGAUGAAGUCCUGCGAGUGGCUUCUGCCCGAGACCACGGCGAACUUCGACAAGCUCCCCCUGCAGUACAGGGGCAUGUGCGGACACGCACUCAUAGCAAGAGACGGCACGCUGCUGCCAGGUAACCCCCGUAUCGGCGUCCUAAAACACAAGGAGAAGUUCUACUGCUUCUCUUCCAAACAGGCCGCCCUCCAGUUCGCCUCGGCAGCCGACGAGUGCGUGGAGCUGGUGGCCGAGCAGGUGACGAGAUCUCCCGAGUUGAUCCAGCUCCUCCGAAUGCACCGGCACUUUUCAAGUGUCUCGACGUACGCUCAGAUGCAGUCCGGCGAGACUCUGCUGGUGAAGCCCAUCUCCAGAAGCGACAGUAGCACGCAGACGGACACGCACCUCCUGGAGUGCAACGUGGUGAAGUCGUACGAGUGGAACGAGUGGGAGCUACGCAGGCAGGCCAUCAGACUGGCGAACCUACGCAGGAAAGUGACCCGUUCGAUGCAGACGGACCUGAGCCACAUGAGGAGGGCCAACAGCACCCAGACGUAUCCCCCCAAAGACACGGGGACCCAGACGAAAAGAGAGGGCCAAAGUAACGUCCCCCGCCCUCUGAUCUACCUGGCUGGGCUGAGAGGAAAGGAUGGCACCAGCACACGCGUGACCAAGGUCGAUUUAACCCGAGCUGCGGACCAGUAGCUGCCAUGUCCAGUUUAACGUAGCCGUCCUUCGGCCAGUCACGGAGGUCCUUUCUGUCUUUGGGUUAAACGAUUGGUCAGUGUGGAUUAUACAUUAAAAAUCAUUUCACUGCAGGAUUCAUUUCCGUGAGCGAUGUCUGUCUUUCUUUUACAUUGGUGUAAUUAUUGACAUAUGGGGACCACACCAGGCAACCACACCUGGGUGUCCAAGCCUGAAUAUAAGGGUCUUCAGAAGCAACACACCUGGGUCUUCAAACCUGAAUGUAAGGGCCUUCAGAAGCAACUCACCUGGGUCUCCAACCCUGGUCCAUCAGGUGGGAAACGUGUGCUCUGAGCAGCGAACCAAUGUGCCGGCUUUCCAUAGCAACCACUUUUACGUUCCAGAUGUUUUAAGUGCUGAGCUUCUGUUGUGUGUGUGUGUGGGGGGGGGUUUACUCAU
This is a messenger RNA of Electrophorus electricus (electric eel), 2421 nucleotides long. It is a transcript of the gene cfap206, whose product is annotated as cilia and flagella associated protein 206. The record is from RefSeq and is a predicted model, not a curated record. Gene Ontology annotation, biological process: regulation of cilium beat frequency; regulation of flagellated sperm motility; sperm axoneme assembly. Gene Ontology annotation, cellular component: axoneme; ciliary basal body. NCBI's taxonomy places the organism in Eukaryota, Metazoa, Chordata, Actinopteri, Gymnotiformes, Gymnotidae.